Molecule: messenger RNA, 981 nt
Organism: Habropoda laboriosa
Lineage: Eukaryota; Metazoa; Arthropoda; Insecta; Hymenoptera; Apidae
Product: 8-oxo-dGDP phosphatase NUDT18
Exons: 4
Coding region: 1-981 (326 amino acids)
Molecular function (GO): 8-oxo-dGDP phosphatase activity; magnesium ion binding; 8-oxo-GDP phosphatase activity
Source: RefSeq, a predicted model, not a curated record
AUGUCGUUAACUAUUGAAAAACAAAUUGAAUUAUUAUUAGAUGGUCAUCCUUUAGAAAUUGAUGACACACAUGACACUAGCCAUGCCGCACAAAACGAAAUAGGAGGAACAGGAAUACCUAGCACAUAUGUACCAAUUUGUCAAAAAACUGUGACAUACAUUGUUGCUGCUGUGAUCAUAAAUAAUGAAGGAGAAGUGUUAAUGAUGCAAGAAGCAAAAGCUACUUGUAAUGGAAAAUGGUAUUUACCAGCUGGAAGAGUUGAACCUAAUGAGAAUUUAACAGAUGCUGUUAAAAGGGAAGUUUUAGAAGAAACAGGUCUCAUAUUAAAACCAGAAACAUUGAUACUAGUAGAAUGUGCAACUGGAUCAUGGUUUCGAUUUGUAUUUACUGGCAAAAUAACUGGUGGUAAAUUAAAAACAUUACAAGAAGCAAAUGAAGAGUCAUUACAAGCAUGUUGGGUAAAUAAUGUAAAUGAUCUGUCUCUCAGAUCACAUGAUAUUGUUUCCUUGAUAGAUAGAGGUAAAGCUUAUGUUAUGAAUAAGGAUAUUUUGCAACAUCCAAAUCUAUUGCCAGUUAGUAGACCAUUGCGCAAAUUAUUAUUGCGGCUUGUAAUCACCUCUAAAAAGAGAGCAACGAAUAAAUUACAUGUUCUUGUGUCAGACACAACACCAUUGUAUUUACCAAUUUGUGAGAUUAAUUCAAAUCGAAAUUUUCUUUCUACUCUGCAUAAUUAUAUGAAGGAACUAUUUGGAAGUGGAGUUGCACAGCAUAAGCCACAUGGUAUACUUUCCAUUGAGUUCAGUGGAGGACAAGAAGGAGAUGGACUUUGUUUAACAUUAUUAGUAUCAUUUAAGUUACCAGUAGAAGAUGUAUCUCCUAUUGGAAAAUUUCUUUGGUACGAAUUGCCCGAAAAUAUAGCUGCAAGUAUUACUUAUCGUUUACCACGAAACAUGACCGUGCCUUUAUAUGUUGUACGAUGA